GCGGCGAGGAAGAGCUCCGAGGGGCUCUUCGCCUGCCUGGUGCCCAGGGCCGGCAGCGCCUGCGGCGCCUGCGGCGCCAGGCAGCCGGCGGGCGCUGCGGUCGCGAGGCACUUGCGGUGCGGCGCUCGCUGCGGCUACGUGCUGUGUUCCGCCUGCGCUGGGGCCGCCCUCCGUGGCGGUGCCUCCAGCAGCAGCAGCAGCAGCAAGGGCGCCUCCGCGGGCGACCUGGGGCGAUUGUCGUCCUCGACGCUGGCCGCUGCCGACGCCCACGGCGCCGCCGCGGAGGGCCCGAGGAUGGCGUGCAGGUACGGGGCCACCUGCUGGGACAACGGCGCCCAGCACCUGACCACGUUCGCACACCCCGGCGACCGCGACUACAGGUAUGGGCUGGUGCGGCUCCCCGAGGAUCGGGGGCCAGAGCUGGAGACGUUGUGGCAGGUGUUCACGUUCUUCGACCCGGAGGAGACGGGGCAUCUGAGCUGCAGCCACUUCCAGCUGGCCGCCCAGCAAUUACUCGAAGACGGCGGCAGCGUGGAGGAGGCUUGGGAUGCAGCUGGCGGCAAGAGGCUCGGACACGUGACCUUCGUGCGGUUCGCAUCCUGGGCCAGCCGUCUCAAAGCGACGAUGCCGGCGGCGGCUGGCGGGGCCGCCCGGCGUCGCUGCCAGUGCGGGCACAGCGCCUGGUCUCACAGGUCCGACGCCGCGAGCAUGAGCGCGAGGAGGCAGCUGCUGUCGAGCCGGCCACCGUGGUGGCAGGCCGAGCCAGGCCCGCGCGCGGCCGCCGUGGCUUCGGGCUCGCCGGCUCAAGGCUCCCUCACCCGCGUGGCCGACGAGGGCCUGCUCAAGGCGUUGCAGUCCCUGCUCGACGCCACCCACAAGCAGUCGGAUAACUGGACGCGGGACCGCGGCUGCGUGGCCCAUGGCGUCAACAGAUGCAGUCCCGAGUGCAUGCACCAAAACCGGGCGCCGGUGCCCAUAGGGUACACGCUGAAGCAGGCGUUCCGGAACCAGAGCUCCGCCCUGUGGUUCCGGUACAGCCUGAUGAGGUGCACGGUGCAGCAGGAGUGUUCGAACAGCGGCUGCGAGCGCGUCGAGGUCGAGAGCAGCCUGCCCGCCCGCGCGGCCCGCGGGACGCUGGGCGGCCCGCCCCUGGCGGAGGAGGUGAACGAGUGGCUCCUCCUCCACGGCUCCGACUACGAGGCGUGCACAGGUGAACUUCAGCUUGGAUCAUGCCGGAGCUGGCGCCACCUGGAAGGACACUGCUCCGCUGUACGGCCACGGCCUUUACUUCGCCGAGCGAAUCACGAAGGCCGACGAGUACGCCAAGCUGGUGCCCCCCGCGGUAGCCGGCGAGGCCUCCCUGCACUGCGUGCUGCUGUGCCGUGUUGUGGGCGGGCGCGUGUGCGAGUGCACCACGGACAGAAUCGAUGCCGAAGCACUGCGGACGCAGGUCCUGCACGGCCGCCACCACUCCGUGCUCGGGGACCGCGUCCGGCACCUGGGGAAGCCCUUUCGGGAGGUCGUCAUCCACGACAGCGACCAGGUGUACCCCGAGUACCUCCUGAUGUACUCGCGCGACUUCGUGAGGCGGCCCGCGACGGCCUCGCGGACAGCCUCGGGUUCUGGCCCGUGAGCCGCGGCCACGCCCGAGCCUGA
Molecule: messenger RNA, 1656 nt
Organism: Prorocentrum cordatum
Lineage: Eukaryota; Dinophyceae; Prorocentrales; Prorocentraceae
Source: the annotation of a GenBank genome assembly